AUGAGUUAUUGGUCAGUAUGGAUGUUGCUACUUGCCGUGGUGGUCAGCACUGCUAUGGCCCAGAUUUGUACCCCAGAACGCGGAUACGAAGGGUACACGUACGUCGUCUAUGACCAAUCCGACGUGGACGAAAUUACAGCACAGUGUACGACUGUCAACGGGAGCAUUGCCAUGGCUUAUAACUACACAGGGGGCUUCCACCUCCCCAACAUCCGAAACGUCACACGUAGCAUCGACUGGGUCCAAAGCCGCCAUUUUGGCAGUUUUCCGAACACGACGUCUGUCGAUUUACCCGAUCUCGAGUUCCUAGGUGGAAGUCUGGGGUUGAACAACCUUCCAAUUCUGCAGAAGGUUACUGCACCGAAACUGGAGACCGUGGGUUGGUCUGCGGACAUUGGUUACGCCCGGGAGGUGGAUCUGCGAUCGUUGGUCGAAUCGGAGUACUUGCAGGUCCGGGGGAAUGUCUCAACCUUACGCCUCGACUCCUUGCGACAGGUCCGUCAACGGAUGUUGAUCUGUAACCGGGAUGAGUGUGAUCCAGAGAAACCGCCCCACGACGCUUUGGAUCUUUCCCUCCCAUCACUGAAUGAUGUGGGCCAUCUGUACUUGAAGGGAAGGUUCUCGAGCUUGGACACACCAAAGCUCGCGAAUAUCACUGGCGCUGGUCUAGAUUACUAUGGUAUUCAGGUCCUCACGGCAGGAGGACCGGCGAUUGACCUCUCCUUCCCUGAGCUUAAAUACAUCCGAUCUGGGAGUCUCUCCCUGGAGGGCAACAUUGCAAGCAUAUCGAUGCCGAACAUAAGCAAAUUGACUGUCUGGCUUACUGUAAAAGCCUAUGAUGGGCUUGAUGUUGACCUCCCUUUCCAGGAGGCAGACACCAUUGUGUUGUCAGGUAACAUCUCAAGUGUCCAAUUUCCGAAUUUAAGGUCUGUCGAUACGUUCCAGGUUAACACGAUUACCUCCCUCGACUGCGAAUCCUUGGAGGAGACAAUCAUGACAGCGACAAAUGCAUCGGAUUAUCGGAUAACAUGUAAGGCGGAGAAUUCGUCCUCGCGUCUUGGGCUUAACGUUGGCACUACAAUCGCGUUUGCCAGCGCGAUAGUUGUUGUUUUUGGGCUAGCGAUGUAG
This is a messenger RNA of Aspergillus nomiae NRRL 13137, 1128 nucleotides long. RefSeq lists its product as uncharacterized. Bases 1 to 1128 code for a protein of 375 amino acids. The record is from RefSeq and is a predicted model, not a curated record. Lineage: Eukaryota; Fungi; Ascomycota; Eurotiomycetes; Eurotiales; Aspergillaceae. The transcript is spliced from 6 exons.